This is a messenger RNA of Fraxinus pennsylvanica, 864 nucleotides long. NCBI's taxonomy places the organism in Eukaryota, Viridiplantae, Streptophyta, Magnoliopsida, Lamiales, Oleaceae. The record is from the annotation of a GenBank genome assembly.
AUGGCGGGGCACGAGCAAGGGUCAGGUUCUCGCUACGUUCAUCAGCUUCUCAGCCCGGAGCUCCAUUUGCGGAGACCAUCAUCACUUGUCCAACACCAGAAUAAUACAGGGACUGAGCCUUCAGAUUCCAAAGACUCGCCUGAAAAGAACCAAAAAACUGAUACAGACACGGCUGCCACCACCAGUUCUGGUGGCACGCCAAACCCCAACCGACGCUCCCGGGGCCGACCUCCUGGUUCCAAAAACAAGCCAAAGCCUCCAAUAAUUGUCACCAGGGACAGCCCAAAUGCCCUCCGAGCUCAUGUUCUUGAAGUCUCAGCUGGCAGUGAUAUAGUGGAGAAUGUAUCCGUAUAUGCGAGGCGGAGGGGAAGAGGGGUUUGUGUUCUCAGUGGCAGCGGCACGGUUUCAAAUGUCACGCUGCGUCAGCCGGCGGCACCUACCGGGAAUGUGGUGACACUUCAUGGCCGAUUCGAGUUACUUUCCCUUUCCGGAACGGUGCUUCCGCCUCCUGCACCGCCGGGUGCUGGUGGUCUGUCGAUAUUCUUGUCGGGAGGGCAGGGACAGGUAGUUGGUGGGAGUGUAGUUGGGCCUUUGAUUGCUUCAGGUCCAGUGGUUCUGAUGGCUGCUUCAUUUGCAAAUGCAGUUUUUGAACGGUUGCCUUUUGAGGAAGAGGGCACUGCUCAAACUCCGCCUGCUGCAUCGCAAUCAUCAAGUGUCACAGCCGGUGGUGGUGGUGGUGGAGGUAAUGGCAACGGUGGUAGUGGUUCUUUCUUGAAUUCAGGCGGAAAUGAGCCCCCAAAUUAUCCCUUUUCAGCUGAUUUGUUCGGUGGGUGGGGCGGAAGUUCUGCAAGGCCACCAUUUUAA